GGGAAGUCGCGAGCCCAGCCUAGGGCCUGACCCUAGGCGGACAGGUGACGCGUGCCCCGACCCCAGGCGGACGCUCCCGCCUUCGGAGCCUCGAUUUCCCGGGGCAUGUGAUGGGCAUCCAUUCUCCUCGGCCCCCCUAGGUUGUGUUCACGGUGAAGAGGCGGGCCUGACAGGGGAAUCUGGGCCUAAUCAGUGUUUUACCACGAGGAAGACUGGCUCUGGAACGCGUUCUUCUGGGACUCGUUUUUAGAGGAAAAACUACAUUACCCAGAAGGCUGUGCACGGGGGUGUCCGCGGCAGUAUCGGGGCCACUGAGUGACAGGACAGGGGCAUUUCCUGCGGCUCGUUGACAUGGGGGCGGGGCUUCCGGCCUCCUGGAGGCAUACGUCAUUUGUGUGCGACGAUUCCGUCCACGCCAGCUGUGGGGAGGGGUCGCUGUUCUGUGGCCGCUUCCAGUGCAGCUCAUCCAAAAAGGAGAAGGGGGGUUGCGACUCACCUCCGCGCAUUUGAACGGGCCGUGAGCCGCGCGGUGACCGGGGAGUGCGAAAGUCAGCCGAGGUCACCCCUCCCAGGACAGGGAAGAGGUGGCGGUCGGCCGAGCCCGCGGGACCCGUCUCUGUCCACGGGGUCCCAUGAUGGCGGCGGCGUGGAUGGACCCUGCGCAGGUAUCUGUGACCUUCGACGAUGUGGCCGUGACUUUUACCCAGGAGGAGUGGGGGCAGCUGGACCCGGCCCAGAGGACCCUGUACCAGGAGGUGAUGCUGGAAAACUGUGGACUUCUGGUGUCUCUGGGGUGUCCCGUCCCCAGACCGGAGCUCAUCUGCCAGCUGGAGCGCGGGCAGGAGCCGUGGACGGCGAAGAGAGGCCUCUCCCAGAACACCUGUCCAGGUGACAAAGGAAAACCCAAGGCCACAGUAUCUGCCAUUGGUGAGCCAGCCCUGUCUGAGGGCGCCCCCGUCCAGGAACAACUAAUACAAGGAAUUGCAGGAGACUCCCAGAAGCGCCAAACCAAGGAUCAGGAUGGGUCAUUGGAAAUGCAAGAAGGACAUUUGAGACCAGAGAUAGAUCCCCAGAAGGAGAAACUCCCUGGGAAAUCAAGCUCUGAAGAUGGCACCAUAGGGACAGCUGAUAAUGUGUGUUCAAGAAUUGUACAGGAGCCAGUCCCUCUGCGAGGUGCUGUCCAUGACCAUGACUCGUGUGGAUCAGGUAAAGAUCCCAUGAUUCAAGAAGAAGAAAAUAUCUUUAAAUGCAACGAAUGUGGGAAAAUUUUUAACAAGAAACGCCUCCUUGCUCGACACGAGAGAAUUCACUCUGGAGUGAAGCCCUAUGAAUGCACUGAGUGUGGGAAAACCUUUAGUAAAAGCACUUACCUCCUCCAGCACCACAUGGUCCACACCGGGGAGAAACCCUAUAAGUGCAUGGAGUGCGGGAAGGCCUUCAACCGCAAGUCACACCUUACACAGCACCAGCGGAUUCACAGCGGGGAGAAGCCUUAUAAGUGCAACGAGUGUGGAAAGGCCUUCACCCACCGCUCCACUUUUGUCUUGCAUAACAGGAGCCACACUGGAGAGAAACCCUUUGUGUGCAAAGAGUGUGGAAAAGCCUUCCGAGAUAGGCCAGGUUUCAUACGUCACUACAUAAUCCACAGUGGUGAGAAUCCCUACGAAUGCUUCGAGUGUGGCAAGGUCUUCAAACACAGGUCCUACCUCAUGUGGCACCAGCAGACUCACACUGGGGAGAAGCCCUACGAGUGCAGCGAGUGCGGGAAGGCCUUCUGUGAGAGCGCGGCCCUCAUUCACCACUACGUCAUCCACACGGGGGAGAAGCCCUUCGAGUGCCUGGAGUGCGGGAAGGCCUUCAACCACAGGUCCUACCUCAAGAGGCACCAGAGGAUCCACACCGGGGAGAAGCCCUAUGUGUGCACGGAGUGUGGAAAGGCCUUCACCCACUGCUCCACUUUCAUCUUGCACAAAAGGGCCCACACUGGAGAAAAACCUUUUGAGUGCAAAGAAUGUGGGAAAGCCUUUAGCAAUCGUGCAGACCUCAUCCGACACUUCAGCAUCCACACCGGGGAGAAGCCCUACGAGUGCAUGGAGUGCGGGAAGGCCUUCAACCGCCGCUCGGGGCUCACGAGGCACCAGCGGAUUCACAGUGGAGAGAAACCCUAUGAAUGUGUCGAGUGUGGGAAAACCUUCUGCUGGAGCACAAACCUUAUUCGACACUCCAUCAUCCACACCGGGGAGAAGCCCUAUGAAUGCAGCGAGUGUGGAAAGGCCUUCAGUCGUAGCUCCUCCCUCACUCAGCAUCAGAGGAUUCAUACCGGGAGACACCCCGUCAGGGGCAGCGCAGCAGAAGUGGGGAGACCCUUCACGAGCGGGCAGUCCUCGGUCAACCUCCAAGAGCUCCUGUUGGGGAAAGACUUUUUGAAUGUAGCCACUGAGGAAACCUCUUACUCAGAAUCUGAUCAUUCAUACCAAAGAGAAACCCCUCAGUUUUCUUCCCUGUGAGAAACCCUUCUGUUGCAGGAUAUCUGCUGUCAUCUAAUGAGUCAUACUGGAAAUUCAUCCAGCCUAGAGCCUUAUUCUACAACUGAGAACUCGUCCAGGGAGAGACCCAGCGGUUAUAUGCAUGUAGGAAACCCUUCAGCUGUAUCUUUUCCUUAAUUUACACUGCAGUGUUAUCUCAGGAAUUUUUUUUUCCUUUUUCUUUUUUUUAAGGAGACUUAGACAAUGAACUGCAAACACAUUUUCUUUCAGACUUCCUUGCCAAGCCUUUGGCACUUUGUCAUGGAUUCCUUAGUUUACUUGGCAGGAGGAGGGUUUUGUUGAGAGGGAAAGGACUUAGACUUUUUAUAUGUCUUGUAUAUACAUUCAUUGCUGUUCAGUGUCAAGAGAAUUAGUUGAGGGCAGGUUUGGAAACUUUCAUGAAUGUCUUCUCUGUUCUAAAACAUUGUCUCUGUUCAUAAGGAGCUUAAUUUUUGUGAGAAAUGUAAUGGCUAAAGCCAUCAAACACUUUUAUAUUUGAGGAGAUAAGAAUACACCUAUGAAUGGGCAGAUUUUAUUUUACCAGUUAAGACUGUUUAAGGCUUUGAUUUUUAAAAAACAAACAUUUUCUUCAUGUGGCUUUAAGGAGCUGAUACUCAGACAUUUUCUUGGUCCUGUACUAUUAGUUUACUUGAUUGCUGUAAUUAGGUGGUAAAUAUUUUAGUUGCAUAAAAUGAUCUCUCUUUAUUCUUCUUAUUUAAAACUGAUUUAGCACUCUCAUUACUCUGAAUUUUCACAUAAAGUUUUGGAGAAGCUUGUCUAUUUAUGAAAAAAAGUAUCAAAUUUUGAUAGAAAUUGAGUUAAAUUGUCAGAUUAGUUUGUUAAGAAUUGUCUUCUUUAUGGUGUUGUAUCUUCCAGUUUAUGAACAUGGUAUGUCUGUACACUUAUUUAAGUAUUGCUUGAUUUAUUUCAUCACUGUUUUAUAAAUUUCAAUAAUAGGUCCUGAAUGAUUUUUAUAAAGAUUAUAUCUAGGUGGUCUUUUUUCUUUAUGAUAAAUGGAUUGAUUUUUAACUUGAAGUUUCCACCCAAGUUUUGGUAGUAUACAGAAUUGUAAUUAAUUUUUAGAUGUCAGUUUGGUAUCCUACAAUCUUUCUGAACUGUAGGCAUUUAUUUGUUCUGAUAGACUGCUUGGGUUUUUUUACCUAGAAAUACCAUCUGCAAAUAGAGGUAGUUUUAUUUCUUCCUAACCAUCUGUCUACUUCAUUUUCUUUUCCUGGACUAGCUAGGGUUUCCAAUACAAUGUUGAAUACUAGUAGUAAGAAAGGCUAUCCUUGUCUGGUUUCUGAUAUUAGGGGGGAAACAUUCAGUAUUUUGUCAAGUAUGAUGUUAGUAUAAGGUUUUCUUCAUAGAAGUUUCUUAAUCAAGUUUAGAAAUUUUCCCGUAUUCCUAAUUUGCUGUGGGGUUUUUUUGUUGUUGUUAUUGUGAAUGGUGUUGAAUUUUGUCAUACGCUUUUUCUCUGCCAAUUGAUACAAUCAUAUGUUUUUUUCUUCAGCUUGUUGAUAUGAUGUAUUACAUUGAUUUGAGUUUUGAAUGUUGAAGCAGCUUUGUAUUCUUGAAACAAGUCCUA
Leopardus geoffroyi (Geoffroy's cat) is the source of this 4110-nucleotide messenger RNA. Its product is annotated as zinc finger protein 805. The record is from RefSeq and is a predicted model, not a curated record. Bases 633 to 2507 code for a protein of 624 amino acids. NCBI's taxonomy places the organism in Eukaryota, Metazoa, Chordata, Mammalia, Carnivora, Felidae. Gene Ontology annotation, biological process: regulation of cytokine production; negative regulation of transcription by RNA polymerase II; regulation of immune system process. The transcript has 4 exons.